Molecule: messenger RNA, 1543 nt
Organism: Tarenaya hassleriana
Lineage: Eukaryota; Viridiplantae; Streptophyta; Magnoliopsida; Brassicales; Cleomaceae
Product: INO80 complex subunit D-like
Exons: 3
Coding region: 1-948 (315 amino acids)
Cellular component (GO): NSL complex
Source: RefSeq, a predicted model, not a curated record
AUGAAACUUCAAAACAUCAUAUUUUCGAAGGAUAACGUCUCUCUCUCUCUCUGUGAUCCUCGUGCGAUGGCAAUGGCGUCUGCUCCCAAGCAGCCUCAGCAACAUCCUUCUACUUCCAAACCCCCUCGGCACCCUUCUUCCGCCGCAGCCGGAGAAUCCCAAAUUCUGAACCCUAACCCUAACCCUAGCACAAGCCUCUUACCGCCGAUGGCUAAUUCGCCGAUUACGAUGGCACGGGAGGAUCAGAUCCUCGCGCGCUCCACUCACCUCACACGCACGGAGCUUCUCCGGCGCCGGUCGCACCACCUGAAGCAGCUUUCCAAGGUCUAUAGAGACCAUUACUGGGCUCUAAUGGAGGAUCUCAAGGCGCAGUACAGGGAGUAUUACUGGAGGUUUGGCGUUAGUCCUUUCAAGGACGAACAGAAUCAGCCAAACAAGAGACCGAGGCUGGGGCCCGAGGGUGAGACCGGUGACGGUGAUCCCGUGGAAGGAUGUGGAGAAAACGGGAAUAACAAUGGUGGCAGUAAUGGCGUCACAAGCGAUCCGCAUACAAAGAGCUGUUCUCGGUGCUCGUACGGGGGCUGUAAGUUUAAGGCCAUGGCACUCACGAAUUUCUGUCACCUGCAUAUUGUCAAUGAUAAGAAGCAAAAGCUCUACAAGGCGUGUGAAUACGUCAUCAAAAGAGCUCAAUCAGGACCAAUAACUUGUAGCAGGCCAACACUUGCAUCAACUGUUCCUUCACUGUGUAAUAUGCAUUUCCUGAAAGCCCAAAAGCAUGUUGCUCGCGCUUUGAAAGAUGCUGGUCUAAAUGUUUCUUCAUCAAGCAAGGUUCCACCAAAGUUCCAUGUCAUAAUUGCCGCGUUUGUACAUCACAUUCAAGGAAAACGAAAAGCUUCGGUGAAGGAGGAUAAACUGAAAAGUGUAGUAAAAGAAGAACAUACAAGCUGAAUCCAGCAAUGAGUGUGUGCUGAAGUAAUUUAUUGUGCAGAAAUGUAAGCGUUUAUGGCAGAAUAACAUUGCAAUCUCUUGCUCUGGUGUGACCAUCUUAUCCAUUAUCUACGGGGGGUUAGCAGGAGUGGACAGCCCAGUGCUUUUGUUUAACCAUGGAAGUAUCCACUGUGCCUGCCACUUUGGCCGUGGUUAAGCCACAAGCAACAUAAGCAUUAGGAUCUGUUGUUAGAGAUGAAGUGCUAUGCAGAUUGGCUCGGAUUCAUUAAUCGUGAUUGGUGGAAAAGUCGCUGCGGUUUAUAGUCUGCAACUGGGGAGAAAAGAACUGCGACUUUGACAGUGUGUGAUGGUGGCAGGCAGUUGUGCACAACUUAGAAGAGAUAGUCAGGCGAACUGUAUGCUUCUAAAUCUUGUGACAAACUUGCCUCAGCCUCAUUGUACGCAUUUUCCAUCUUUGAAUCAAUUCAUGAAAUGAGCCGUCUUUCCAUAAGCAAAAGCAUAUUCUUUGUUAUGGUCCUGUCCAUUUUUUGCUGUGUUCUUCAAACGUUGAACACAAACCCGAUUAAGGGAAAUCUGAUGAAACAGCCCUUGUCUU